AUGGCCAACCCCACACACAACCCCUCGCUAGCCCCCGGGAGCUUUCGGUCCGUCAGCAUGACUGUCCUACUGUCGGCAAACUCCCCCUUGGACGAGAUCGGCAAUGUCAACUUCCGCUCGUUCAGUGCGGGAGUGGCGCUGCCAAGCAGCAUCUCCGUUUCGGCGCUCCGGCUGAGAUGUGGUGACUCGCAAGUGGCAGCGAAUACAAUACGCAUUCAUAAACCCGGAGCACGCAGCAUUGACGGCUUCCUUGAAGAAACGGUGCCAAGCGCUUUAAGAGGUGAGGAAGCGGAACCAUACGUUUUCCGUAACCCAUCUGUCAGACGAAAACUAAGCUUCAAUACCGAGGGGGAGACCGAAAACGAUGAGGUUCCCCAGUUGAAGGUGCUGAAAACCAGAAAUCCUUUAGUAACGUCCAAUGCUAGCGUGGUUGUAGAAGCUUUCGACAGUGGACUCCUCCCGGAAUUCCUGGAGCGGGCACCCUCUACUAUGUGCUAUUCCGCUACCCAAUCGGCAGAAGAAGCGCUCAAUGUCAAGAUCCAGGGCGUGCGGAGCCAACCGGUUAGAAUCGGCUCAAACGCGGAUAUCCAGCCACAACAGGCAGUUUUCGAAGAUGAUGGGGAUACCAGACCGCAGAGGAAAGACCCCAAGCGGUUCCAUCAACACCGUGCUUCCAAUUCUACGGGAAACAUCCUCUCGGAUCUAGACGGAUCAGCUGACCCCGACGACUUCAGCUUUGAUAGCCCGGGCCCCCCAAACGUCAAGCAGUUACAAAGAACCCCGUCAGCUCCAGUUUUGAGCACCCAAUGGCGAAUAGGACCAGAAAUGGGUAAUUCCUUGAGAAGGGGUCCUUCCUUCCACCUAAUGGAGGCAGAGACUUCUGCUAGCGAGUUGAAGCAUGGUUCCGGAUUGAAUAGGAAUACCAGCUUCGAUACGUCAAAAGCCCUGAGAAGUGGAACCCCGGCGAAUGUAUGUGGCUACGCAGACUUACAGGCUGAUACGCUGAGAUCAAGCAGUGAAGUUCCAUUGAGUGCGAGAAUCCCUGAAGCUCCGUUGGCCUCUAUAACAACCUCCAGUGAAGUUCCAUUGAGUUCUUCGAGAGAGCCAGGGAGCGGCCCUGGCCACCCUCAGUCCACCAAAACUGCUCUUGGCCAGAGAAAGCUACAGGCUACUUCGAAGAAAAAUUCUGGUAAUCACCCACAGACACAUCCCCAGGAUAACUCAAAUAAACCUUCAGAUAUUCAGCCUCACGCUCUGCCGACCCUGCUCGGAUACCGGCCAUCUCCGAAGCCACACAAUUCCUCUAACCACAGCUCUUACCGACUGGAACAGGAUGUUCUCUUACAACGGGCCAAGUCGCUUGCGAAACUCGGCAGUCAUAUGGAAUCUGCGUACCACUUCCGGCUUGCGGCCGAGCGCGGCAGCACCGAGGCGAUGCUCCUCUACGCGAAGUGUCUUUGUGACGGCAAGGGGGUGCGUAAGAACCAUAGCGAUAGCUUUAUCUGGUUAUGCAAGUGUGCCAGCAGUGAAGAUAUGAAACCUAUUGGCUUUCUGGUCAAUCCUCGCACCCCGCAGUGUGAGGUCAUGGUGGACCCCAUGACCCUCAAAUUGAGUCUGGAAUCCACACGGACCCCCCACCACAAAACCUACUGCAAGGCCCUCUAUAACAUUGGGAUAUAUGUGUUGAACGGAUGGGGCGUCCCUAGGGAUGAGCUCGAGGGCGCCAGGUUUCUCGAGCUUUCGGCUUCUUUUGGCGAUGUCGAGGCGAUGACACAUCUUGGCGAGAAUGUCUGGAGCCAGAAGAAAGCGGGAAAGCGCAAAAAGGACUUGAAGCGAGCCGCUUGCUGGUUGCGCUUGGCCGAGUCGUGCGGGGCGAACUUGAUCGGUCAAAGCUGGAUCCAUGAAGAUAAGUAUGUAAAGUAG
Babjeviella inositovora NRRL Y-12698 is the source of this 1923-nucleotide messenger RNA. RefSeq lists its product as uncharacterized. The record is from RefSeq and is a predicted model, not a curated record. Gene Ontology annotation, molecular function: protein binding. Bases 1 to 1923 code for a protein of 640 amino acids. Lineage: Eukaryota; Fungi; Ascomycota; Pichiomycetes; Serinales. The transcript has a single exon.